This is a messenger RNA of Cyphellophora attinorum, 1830 nucleotides long. RefSeq names its product Class E vacuolar protein-sorting machinery protein hse1. Gene Ontology annotation, biological process: protein transport to vacuole involved in ubiquitin-dependent protein catabolic process via the multivesicular body sorting pathway. The transcript is spliced from 6 exons. Bases 1 to 1830 code for a protein of 609 amino acids. Gene Ontology annotation, molecular function: ubiquitin binding; phosphatidylinositol binding. The record is from RefSeq and is a predicted model, not a curated record. Lineage: Eukaryota; Fungi; Ascomycota; Eurotiomycetes; Chaetothyriales; Cyphellophoraceae. Gene Ontology annotation, cellular component: ESCRT-0 complex.
AUGUUCCGCGCCCAGCAGAACGUCUUCGACGACGCGGUUGCGAAAGCCACGGACGAGAACUUGACGUCGGAGAACUGGGAGUUCAUCCUCGAUGUAUGCGACAAGGUGUCCGGGAACGAGUCAGGGCCAAAAGAAGCAGUGGCUGCCAUGAUCAAAAGACUGGCUCAUCGCAAUGCCAACGUCCAACUAUACACACUAGAGUUGGCAAACUCGUUAUCGCAGAACUGCGGAGUUGCCAUGCACAGAGAGCUCGCGUCCAGGAGCUUUACAGAUGCCCUAUUGCGGCUUGCGAAUGAUAGGACAACCCAUCAGCAAGUCAAGUCCAAGAUCCUUGAGCGAAUGGACGAAUGGACCAAGAUGUUCUCGAAUAACACUGAGCUGGGCAUUAUGGAGCAAGCAUUCAUGCGGCUCAAAUCAUCAAAUCCAAACCUACAGCCACCGCAGGCACCCAGAAAGCAGCAAAUCACACAGUACGAUCGUCAACGGGAAGAAGAGGAGCUGCAGAUGGCGUUGAAACUGUCGAUUCAGGACAAGCCGUCCGCCCCUAGUCAACAGCCUGGCGCCGCAGAGCUGUCAGGGCAGUCGAACUCAAAUACUCAAUCAGCAACUGUAUCACAGCCAGUGCAGUCCGGCACAACCGCAGCGACUGUCUCCCGUGUCCGGGCCUUGUUCGAUUUCCAGCCAUCGGAACCAGGCGAGCUUCAAUUCAGGAAAGGAGAUACUAUCGCCGUUCUUGAGUCGGUAUACAAAGAUUGGUGGAAGGGCUCGCUGCGAGGCCAGACCGGCAUCUUCCCUCUCAACUAUGUUGAAAAGUUGCAGGAUCCGACAGCAGAUGAGCUGCAGAGGGAGGCACAGACCGAAGCGGAAGUCUUUGGUCAAAUCAAAAAUGUUGAGAAGUUGCUGGCACUUCUGAGCGUCAACUCAAGCGACGUCAGCAGUCGCGACAACGAGGAGAUCACAGAAUUGUACAAUCAGACGCUGUCGAUAAGACCGAAGUUGAUCGAAUUGAUUGGAAAGUACACACAGAAGAAAGAUGAUUUCCAACAACUCAACGAGAAAUUCAUCAAGGCAAGACGCGACUAUGAGUCUAUGCUGGAGGCGUCGAUGGCACAGAGCGCGCAACAGUACGGCAGACCCAGCCAGCCGUCAUAUGGCUAUGGUGCCAGCGCUCCACCGAAUCGCUACUACACACCGGAUGGCCAAGUGCCAGUCGCAGGAUAUCCUCCAGGAGCGCCUCCACAGCAAUUCCAGCCGCCAUAUCCGGUACAAUCGCCUCCGCCUCAGUCGCACACCCCAGGUGCCCCACCUGUGCACCAGACACAGCCACCGCCCGGACACGAUCCUUAUGCAGCAUACAACGCGCCACAACGUCGCCAAUCGCACCACUCCUCCGAGCACCCGUAUAACCCACAGGAAAUGGGCACGUCCGUGUACGACUCGCCAGUCGACGGACAACCCUCGCGGCAUUCAUACCCACCACAACUCCAAUCUAGCCAGCCUCCGCCCCCACACAAUCAAUCACAGGUGACACUCUCUGAGGCCGAGUACAGCGCCAGCGUGUACAGCCAAGACCAGCAUGAUUCGUCUGUCCAACAUCAACCACCUCCCGCAGGCCCUAGUCAUGCUCCAUACCCUCCGCAGCAGGGCUAUGGACCACCUCCGACCCAGCAGCCGCCUCCCGCUCCUAGUCAAGCUCCGCCAAUGCCACCUCAAGGCACCGGCGGGUAUGGUGCGCCGCCACCAUCUGGUCCUUAUCAGGCAUAUCAGCCUCCACCUCAGCAGCAGCCUGCUGGCUACGCUGGGGGUGAGCCGCAAAGGUAUUAUGGAUAG